Dovyalis caffra is the source of this 1302-nucleotide messenger RNA. Lineage: Eukaryota; Viridiplantae; Streptophyta; Magnoliopsida; Malpighiales; Salicaceae. The record is from the annotation of a GenBank genome assembly.
AUGUUAAAAUCUGGAGCAAGUCAGUAUGUGGAGUUCAAGAGUAUUGAUGCCAGUUUUGUUGGUGAUGAGAAUGGAAAGUUAUGGAAUGUGCCAGAUUCUAGAGCUGCCAUAUUUAAGGAUAAGAGGUUGAGUUUGACGGAAAAGAAACAGUUGAUGAGGUUUUUCAAGCUGGUGCAAGGGCACUUGGCUUCCACAGUGAUGGCAGGUUCUUCUGGUGGUGAUGGGAAUGGGAAUGGGAAUGGGAAUGAGAAUGAUGAAGAGGAAGGUAAGGCAAAGAUUUCAGAGGAGGAUUUGGAGAGGCCAUUUGUUGAGUACCUGUCGAAAAUGCAGUUGCCUCCAAAGAUUAAAUCGAUUAUUUUGUAUGCUAUAGCCAUGGCAGAUUAUGAUCAAAAUGACAUGGGGGUUUGUCAAGAUUUGCUCAAGACUAAAGAUGGAAUAGAUCGUUUGGCUCUAUAUCAGUCAUCAGUUGGGAGGUUUACAAAUGCUUCUGGGGCUUUGAUAUAUCCCAUUUAUGGUCAAGGAGAACUGCCACAAGCCUUUAGUCGCCGUGCUGCCGUCAAAGGUUGCCUUUAUGUUUUGCGAAUGCCAGUAACUGCAUUGCUUAUGGAAAAGGAUAGUGGGAGUUACAAAGGUGUUCGAUUGGCUUCUGGUCAGGACAUAUUUAGCCAGAAGCUGGUUCUGGAUCCAUCCGUUACACUUACCUCACCGUCAGCCUCUCCGUCAGAUCUUCUGCAUGAUAGUUUUAGGUUUUUGAGCAUCAGAGAUAUCAAAGGGAAGGUGGCCAGAGGGAUAUACAUCACAAGAAGUUCCUUGAAGCCAGAUACGUCAAACUUUCUGGCUGUAUAUCCCCCUCGAUCCUUGUAUCCCGACCAGAUUACAUCAAUUCGAGCUCUCCAAAUAAGUGGCAACUUGGCUGUUUGUCCUCUGGGCAUGUUUGUGCUCUAUCUUUCAGCUUUGUGUGACGAUGCCAAUCAAGGGAAGAGGCUAUUAAAUGCCGCUAUGAACGCCCUUCUGACUUUUCCUGAUUCUGUAAAUUCUGAACGCAGUUCCACAGUUCAGAGUGAGAAUACUGAGAGAAAACCCACUGUAAUUUGGAGCGGAUUGUAUAUUCAGGAGAUGGCUAUGGGUCAAUUUGAUUCUAUCAACUUCACUCUCACGCCCGACGGAAAUCUGAAUUACAACGAUAUAUUGGAUGCAGUUGUGAAGCUCUUUCAGGACAUGUAUCCAAAUGAAGAGUAUUUCUCAGAGACAACUCCACCUGAGAAUUCUGAGGAUGAUACUGAGCUCACUCAAGAGACAUAG